Oryzias latipes (Japanese medaka) is the source of this 1511-nucleotide messenger RNA. Its product is annotated as seipin. Lineage: Eukaryota; Metazoa; Chordata; Actinopteri; Beloniformes; Adrianichthyidae. The record is from RefSeq and is a predicted model, not a curated record. Gene Ontology annotation, biological process: lipid storage; lipid droplet organization. Gene Ontology annotation, cellular component: endoplasmic reticulum membrane.
GCUAAGUAAGUUAAAGGGAAGUUCUGUCUGCAAUUCCCCAACAUCAUCCGGGACGAGGAUCUUCAGGGAGUGAUUUCCUAACCGUUCUUCUUUGGAAAACAGAAAACAAGGGAGUUUAUGGACCAAGAAAGUCAUCUGCCUCCAGGUGACGUCGAGGAGCCUUCCGUCAUCAUCACUUCCAUCCUGCUGAAGCUGCAGGAUGCUGCUGCCAUGGCGAUCUCACGGGUUCGUGAGAGACUCGCACAGGGCCUGACUGUCCUCUCUGUUGUUCUUCUGCUACUGUGGAUCGCUGCCUUUUUAUAUGGGAGCUUCUACUAUUCUUACAUGCCCACAGCAACAUUUUCCACACCUGUUCACUAUUACUACAGAAUGGACUGUCAAUCUCCCUCUUCUUUUUUGUGCUCAUACCCCAUGGCCAACAUUUCCCUGAUGAGAAACAAGAAAAAUGUGCUGACAUUUGGUCAGGUCUACCAGAUCACUUUACAACUUGAGAUGCCCGACUCACCCGUCAAUCAGCAGUUGGGGAUGUUCAUGAUAAAGACGACCUGUUUUUCUCAGGAUGGAGGGCAGGUUGCAGCUUCUGCUCGCUCUGCAAAACAGAUGCUAAAGGCUUCCAGCUCUCGCUUUGGCAUGCUGCGAUACCGAUCCGACCUGCUGAAGACUCUGGGAACGCUGCUGUUCCUCCCAGCCUUUCUGACUGGAGCAGCAGAGCAGAAACAAAUGGUGGAGGUUGAGCUCUUCUCAGAGUACAAAGAUGACCCAUAUGCUCCCUCAGUCACAGCUGUUAUUGAGAUCCUUUCUGACAAGGUCCAGAUCUACUCGUCUCAUCUGUAUAUCCAUGCUCAUUUCACAGGAAUAAGAUAUUUGCUGUUCCACUUCCCCAUUUUGUCCGCCUUGGUAGGCGUGUCAACAAACUUCAUCUUCCUCAGCUUGAUCUUCUUACUAAGCUACGCCAGGCUGCUGUUCACAGAUGGCAAGACAGCAAAGCAGAUCAUUUCAGACAGGCAGCUUCCACAGAUGGGGGAAACUCCAAGCAGCCAGGCGGAGCUACAAAAGGAUUUCUCUACAGGUACUGCAGAGAACCUGGGUCCUGUGAUAAAGGACAGUACAAAUCUGAGCCAGGUGGAACCCAGUUUGGACUCCAGCAGCAGCACGGAGAUGCAGAACGGUGUCACACCAAGUCAGGACAAACUACAAGACUCGGAGGCAGAGUGAGGCCUUUGAAAAAACAAGGAAACAAAGCAUGGAGAGUACAGUGAUGAUGUCAAACUCCUGGAAAGUUGAAGUCUGUUUUAGUCUGUCACAGAGGGAGGACAUCCUAUGGGUGUUUUUCAGGUGGAUUUUGAGAUCAUGUCAAAAACAAUCCUCAAUUUUAAAUCUUUCAGUUUAACUGCUUGUUUAAAUUUUCUGUAAUUUUUGCUCUGAAGGUUUUGCACGCUUAAAUAACAAAGUUCCAUUCAAAAUGCUAUGAUAGUAUAAAUAAACAUCACAGUUAAAUCCUCAAAAACAAA